Messenger RNA from Pyricularia pennisetigena, 516 nucleotides. RefSeq lists its product as uncharacterized. The transcript has 2 exons. The record is from RefSeq and is a predicted model, not a curated record. Lineage: Eukaryota; Fungi; Ascomycota; Sordariomycetes; Magnaporthales; Pyriculariaceae. The coding region runs from base 1 to 516 and encodes 171 amino acids.
AUGGCAUAUCACGAUCCCGGCGUUGGCAACGCCCUCGACUGGCCGGCACGGCAGUAUGUAGUCGCGCAUGCUGGUCGUGUACCGGAAGCACUCGACCUCGACGCCGCAGGUAUCGGCGGCUGCCAGGCUCGAGCGGAACCAGUCAAGGUCGGAGCCGCACUGCACCGUCAUGCGCGCGAAACCGAACUCGGGCCGGAGUACUUGCUCCAGCAGACUGCGGAAGCCGGCCGUGGCGCCGAUGGUCACGAACGCAUGGCGCGGGAGGUGCGGGUGUGCAGCCUCGGCUGCGGGUGGGGAGGAGUCGAUGGCCAUUGUGGUCAGGGAAGUCGUUGUGGCGGUGCUGGUGACUGCUGCAUUCACGCGCUUGCGCUUCUGGUGAUGAGCGGCGGCGUGGAUCGAGGCUGGAGCACGGGGCGUUUGCUCGUCCCGCGACAGCCCAUCAAGGUGCUGAAUCUUGGCGCGGCAGAGGUUGUAUGCCAACGCAAGAUUGCUGCGCUGACCGGGAGCUCUGGCUGA